ACAUCUCAAACCGGAAGCUGUUGAAUGAACGGUGCGCGGGAAACGUUUCGGUUCAGUCAGGAUUCCCAUUACUUUCAGAAAGCUACUCUCAGCCGAGAGUCAGUCUUUUACUAUAUUGUUUGUCUGGGCUGCCCGUUGAUAUGUGUGAAAAGAACAAGAAGGUGAGCAAGUGGCUCAGCACAGUCUUUGGAGAUCAAACUAUUCCAGAAUAUGAAGUUAACACACGGACUGUCGACAUACUGUACCAGCUUGCAGAAGCAAGUGAAGUUCGAUGCAAUGAGACUUCCCUGCUUAUUGAGGAUCAGAAACAGAAAACUUCUGAGUAUCAGGCUGAUGGUGUUCAUCUCCAGAAUGUUGUUUUACAAGGAGUGGGCUUAUCCUCUGGAAGCUUGUCAAAACCUGCAUCAGACUACCUGUCAGCAUUGGUGGCAAACGCUAAGGUACUUGGUGUCCGAGACACCUCUCUGAGCAGCUUUGUGCCAGCAGUGAAUAACUUGACCAAUGAGCUUCUGGAAUCUGAAAAGACGGAUAGGAGACUUGAUAGGGAGCUUAAUGCCCUCAGAACUAAACUUGGGUCCGUUCUUGUUCUACGGAAAACCUUCCAAGAGGACAUCAAGAAAACAAUGAAAGCUCAAGAGGUGGAGAGUGCCAAAGCAGAAGAAAGACUGCUGAAUAUGGACUUUGUCAAAGCAAAAUCCAAAGACCUCUCAUACCGAAACAAGAAGGCAGAGGACCAGCUAACAUCCAGACACAUGGAGAAUCGAAUCUCCCACCAAGCUCUGAUGGAGCUAUGUGAGCAAGUCUACACGUUGAAACAAGAAAUUCUACCUUUGUCAAAGAAACUCGAACCCUACAGAGAUUUGAGCCCAAGUCCAUCUCUUGCUCAAGUGAAAAUUGAAGAGGCAAAGCGAGAAUUGGCUGCAGUUGAUGCUGAACUGGAGAUGAAGGUGGACUUCAUGAAUUCCUCCUUGCCUAAAGGGCGGCCUUUAAAAUGACACAUGAAUUUGGGGGAUUGUAAUUGUAGAAAGUGUAUGUAAUGAUAAUAAAUGUCAAUGAAAAUCGUAAUGUUUUUCAUCCAACUUGU
Molecule: messenger RNA, 1084 nt
Organism: Oncorhynchus mykiss (rainbow trout)
Lineage: Eukaryota; Metazoa; Chordata; Actinopteri; Salmoniformes; Salmonidae
Gene: haus1
Product: HAUS augmin like complex subunit 1
Biological process (GO): centrosome cycle; spindle assembly
Cellular component (GO): cytosol; HAUS complex
Source: RefSeq, a predicted model, not a curated record